CCCCCUCGGGGCGUUUGCUCAGCCCUAGGGGUCUUCCCCAGCCGCGCCACCUGGGCUGGAGCCCUGACGUGCGCCCUGGCACCAGCCGCUGGGUGGGUGCGGGCGCUGGCCUCGGGUGCUCGCUCGUGAAGAGCCACAGAGUUGCACCGUUUAGCGGUUGUUGCGGCUGCACUUGGCUAGGGGGCCUCGCAGGACUCUCCGAGGAGGCGGCGCGUUUGAUUUGAGAGCACUUUAGCAUCUCCUUGGGGUGCUUUCCUCUCUCUCCAGCUGGCUCUAGCAAGCAUCAUGAGGUUCCUAAGUCGUUUUACCAUAUCUUUUGAUGCCUCCGAAGAAGAAACGUUCCCACAAGGCCAGGAAGGCAGAGCUGGUAUUCCUUGAGAGGCCGCGAGAGGGACCCGUCCAUUGCCGUGAAACUCUGCUACCUUCGGCUGAGAAUCCAAGACGUGUUCCCACAAAACCUCUAGAUCACACCACCUCUGUUGCCUGGGUGUGCCCACAAUUUGAAACAACUAAGUCAGCGGUGUUGAAAGUGUGCCAGAAGAAACAUCGUGAUCCUCACAAACCCAAGAAUCAGGAUGCCACCCAAAGUUUGCUUCAUGCAGGAGGAUCUUGUCAAAGAGCUAUAGCCUGCAAAUUUCCUCCUUUAACUUUUGAGAAUCCAGAAGGAUAUCAUCCAGUCCAGCCCUCAGAUUGUCUGACUCGCUCAGGGAAGAACACACAGCACUCUCACAGCCAGCCCAAGAAAGGGACAGCAGCAAAAGCCGAGAUCCAGGUGAACAGUCCAGAGGACUGUAGAGAAAUACCUUUGUUUCCUGAUCCCCAGCCUGUAGAGCCAGAAUUCUUUAAUCCACCAGAUAUAGAGACUCCACAGGUGCCUUCCGUAAGGAACCAGAGAUGCAGCAGCACUCUGCCACAAGCAAGUAGCCGUGCCUGGUAUCCAGAAAAAGAGCUGACAUUCGGUAUUGAUCCCUGUGGGACAGGGGAGUCAGCAGCAGUGCUGGUUACAGAUACUCCCGAGCAUGAGUAUGGCGUGAAGGUGACUUGGAGGCGGCGGCCUCAUCUAAUGAAAUACCUGCGGGAGCAAGGGAAGCUGAGUGCUGCUGAUGUACUGGUGAAGGUACACCCCGAGCUCUCAAGGAGACGGGCCAACGUCUAACUU
Molecule: messenger RNA, 1159 nt
Organism: Phalacrocorax carbo (great cormorant)
Lineage: Eukaryota; Metazoa; Chordata; Aves; Suliformes; Phalacrocoracidae
Source: RefSeq, a predicted model, not a curated record